UAAAAAACUCCAUCCUGUGAAGAAAACGUAUGACAACGGAUUUUCGAAAGUGACAUUUCAGGAGAGAAAUGCGUCUGCGAGCGAGAGGAAGACGCGUGUGCUUCGCCCAGUGCUGGUUUUAAAUACCUGCUACGCGCCCCACAAAGAAGGCUAAAAAGUGCUAUUAGCGGCCAAGAAAGUGUUUGGCAACAGCUCAGCGAUCCAUGCUCUCGCGGCAGCAGCAGCGCGGCGCAGCCCGAGUCCACCCCCUCCUUCUGAUGUGCGUUAUUACAAGCAGGAGUACCCAAUCAAACACCUAUCGCAUCGAUUCUCUCAGCGGCUUCCCAACGCGCGCGGACAAAAUAAGCAAACGAGGCAGCGCGCGAGCGACAAGUCCAUCCAUCUCCUCUUUUAAGCUUUUUAUCUUUACCCUGGUUUGUGUAUUAUAAAAGAGAUGGACGUUUGAAAGACGGUGGGCACUUGGAGUCUUUGGGAUUUUCACAGAAAUCUAUCGGCGACAGAUGUUUUUUUUUUUUUUUUGCCUUUUCAAAUUGUAUGCGGUAAACGUUACUCGGACCGGACUCCUCAUGGAUAACACGUUUAUUCAAGCGGUCGACUUGCCUGUUGCAGCUUCCAGCGCGGAGUGAGUGAGGAUCGCACUGAGGCACGAGCGGUUUUCCUCCCCACUGUCUCCGUCAUAUCCAGAAGACGCGCGGGGGGGAAGAGAAAGCGGGAAGAGACGGAAAAUCCCGCUUCGUCUUCAUCCUCUUCAGAUCUUGCCGUCUGAUUUUUUGGUUUGAAAACUGCCAAUACAUGUCAGGCGUGUGAAAGCGCCCCGGGUGCCGUGUAUCAGAGCAGAAGCGGAGCAGCUUCUCGGGGCUCCUGAAAAAAAAACCCUGAAAGAGAAUCAUGCCGCGGAGGAAACAGCAAGCGCCCCGGCGCUCGGCAGGCGAGGCAGCCCCCUCCCUGCCCCGCACUCAAAGACCACGUACCCCGGCGGGACGGCACAAGCGGGCGAGUAGGUCAAAUGACAUCUUUUGAUCAGAGCUGUCCAAAGAGAUCAGAGGAGAGUGGCAGCAUAUGUGCCAGAGGAGCUAAAGGAGGCUGCCUUACUAGAUGAAGAUGUUGAAGGAGAGGAUUCAGCUGUGGAGGAGGAACCUGCCAUGAAGUAUGUGUGCCAGGACAAGGACUUACUCCUUAAAGACAGGCAAGGCCUCCAUGAUUCUCCACCGGCGGAUUUCUCUAGCCAUGAAAUGGACAGCGAAUCACACCUGAGUGAGUCCAGUGAUCGCAUGUCAGACUUUGAGAGCGCCUCAGUAAAGAAUGAAGAAGAUAUUUCAGCCAAGGAGCCCCUCACAUCUCUUUCAUCAACUUCAUCUGUGAUGAUGACGACAACAGCCAUGCCAAGCAGUGAGGAGACAACAACUUUAGGCCCAGACAGCCUGGAGCAGAUGAAAGUUAUCUACACUAGCUUCCUGACCAACUCUUACUGGUCAUCGCUGAACUUGAAUAUGUCUCAGCAAACAGCAGAAAAGCCCCAACGUAGUCACAGUAGUAGCAGCAGCAGUAGCAGCAGCAGCAGUAGCUGUGGUAGUGGUGGUUACGACUGGCACCAGACAGCAGUGGCUAAGACCUUGCAUAAUGUUUCACAGAACCAGAGUAGACUGCUGCACCCAGCAUCUGAGCCAAACCUCUUCAGUACUGUACAGCUUUAUCGGCAGAGCACCAAACUCUAUGGUUCCAUCUUCACUGGUGCAAGCAAGUUCCGCUGCAAAGACUGCAGUGCUGCCUAUGACACUCUGGUUGAGCUCACUGUGCACAUGAAUGAGACGGGCCAUUACAGAGAUGAUAACCAUGAGACAGACAGUGAAGGUGCCAAGCGCUGGUCGAAGCCUCGCAAGCGUUCCCUGAUGGAGAUGGAAGGAAAAGAGGAUGCCCAGAAAGUUCUUAAGUGCAUGUACUGUGGCCAUUCAUUUGAGUCACUGCAGGACCUUAGUGUUCACAUGAUAAAGACGAAACACUACCAGAAAGUGCCUCUUAAGGAACCAGUAACUCCUGUGGCAGCCAAGAUUAUCUCUUCAGCUCGUAAAAGAGCCCCCAUUGAACUAGAAUUCCCCAGCUCACCAGAUUCCAAUGGUGGCACCCCCAAGCCUUCUUUGUCUGACCCCAAUGACUUUCUUCAAAAGACCCCCAAUCCCUACAUCACAUCUAACAAUCGGUAUGGACACCAGAAUGGUGCUAGUUAUGCAUGGCAGUUUGAGUCACGGAAAUCCCAGAUUCUGAAGUGCAUGGAGUGUGGAAGCUCACAUGACACACUACAGGAGCUGACAGCCCAUAUGAUGGUCACAGGACACUUCAUAAAGGUUACUAAUUCUGCCAUCAAGAAAGGCAAACCUAUCAUGGAGUCAAUUUCCACAACGGCUCCUAACACCAUAACUACUAAUGAAGAAAAGGUACAGUCAGUGCCACUGGCUGCCACCGCAUUUUCCCCACCACCACCUGCACCUCCUCCCCCUUGUAUCUCCCCUGCCAUCACACCCAUGGAGAUUAAAAAGGAGGAGAAGGAAGUGGAAUGUACCAAGGAGAUAAAUGAUAGCAAAGACAAGAAGGCAACAGAAAGUGAGACAGACGAGAAGUUUGAAGUCUCUUCAAAAUAUCCAUAUUUGACAGAGGAAGAUCUUGAAGAAAACCCUAAGGGGGGGUUUGACAUUCUCAAGUCUCUCGAGAAUACAGUAACAUCUGCCAUUAACAAAGCACAGAAUGGCACACCCAGCUGGGGAGGCUACCCCAGUAUUCACGCGGCCUACCAGCUUCCAAACAUUAUGAAACUGUCCCUGCGCAGCUCAGGGAAAAGUUCUCCUCUGAAAUAUAUGUUUUCAGGAGAAGAGAUCCUGUCUCCUAUCAAAAGCCAGCCUCUAAUUUCUCCACCUAGUUGCCAAACAUCCCCUUUGCCCAAAAACAACUUCCAUGCCAUGGAGGAGCUAGUCAAAAAAGUCACAGAAAAAGUGGCCAAAGUAGAGGAGAAGAUGAGGGAUCCCGGAGCUAGAUCUUCCCCACUUCGACGUACCACACCUUCCCCUUGCAGUAGCGAUGCAGGGGAAUCUGCCAGAGCGGAGUCCCCAAAGGAAAGAAGAGGAGCCAAAACCCCUGAGACUAAUGGGGGUGGAAACACUCACAAACACUCAAAUGGUGAUGCUCUUACAAAAGAGUUUCUGGAGAAUGGUACCGACCAUGUUGUCAAAACCCCUGUGACUAACUUAUGCAGCAGCACUGCAAUUAUAACCGACCAUCCUCCAGAGCAGCCAUUUGUCAACCCUUUAAGUGCGCUUCAGUCCGUCAUGAAUGUUCACCUAGGAAAAGCUGCCAAACCUGCCCUGCCAUCCCUUGACCCCAUGAGCAUGCUCUUCAAGAUGAGCAACAGCAUGGCAGAGAAGGCAGCUAUAGCUGCCUCUACUCCAUCUCAAACCAAAAAAAAAAACGAUCAUCUAGACCGUUACUUCUACCACGUCAACAAUGACCAGCCUAUUGAUCUGACCAAAGGCAAGAGCGAUAAGAGUAACUCCCUGGGAUCUGCUGCCCUGUCCUCCUCUACCUCCACUCCCACCUCAAUUUCACCAUCAUCAGCCAUCACCAUGGCAAAAGCCUCAUCUGCUGUGGCUUCCUUCAUGUCCAGCUCGCCUCUGCGCGAAAAUGCCCUGUCCGACAUCUCUGAUAUGCUACGCAACCUCACAGAGAGUCAUGCUUCCAAGUCCUCCACACCAACGAGUCUUUCAGAGCGCUCAGAUAUAGACGGAUCGACGGCAGAGGAAGCAGAGGAGAUCUCUCCCGCUCAGAAACGAAAGGGUCGGCAGUCCAACUGGAAUCCUCAGCAUCUACUUAUCUUGCAGGCACAGUUUGCCUCCAGUUUGCGGCAAACGGGUGAUGGCAAGUACAUUAUGUCAGACCUUAGUCCACAGGAGCGCAUGCAUAUUUCCCGCUUCACUGGCCUCUCAAUGACAACCAUCAGCCACUGGCUGGCCAACGUCAAAUACCAGCUGAGGCGGACAGGUGGCACAAAGUUCUUGAAAAAUCUAGACUCUGGCCACCCUGUCUUCUUCUGCAGUGACUGUGCAUCACAGAUCCGUUCCCCCUCUACCUACAUCAGCCAUCUUGAGUCACAUCUGGGAUUUCGGCUUAGGGACCUGGCUAAGUUGUCUGGAGAGCAUCUUGUUAGCCAGAUCUCACGCCAUAACAAGGGGCUUUCUGAGAAACUGCUUUCCACCCAAGCACAUUCAAUCCCCAACCCCUGCCCUCACUCACAUUCCCCCUCCCCUUCCCCAGAUGAGGAGGCAAAUGGCACCUCAUAUCAGUGUAAACUGUGUAACCGGACUUUUGCCAGCAAGCAUGCUGUCAAGCUCCAUCUGAGUAAGACUCAUGGUAAAUCCCCUGAGGACCAUCUUAUGUAUGUUAGUGAACUUCAGAAACCUUAGCGAUGGCCAAGGACAGGAAAGUAAUUAAUGAAGAACUAACUGCACAUAGAUGCCAGCAGACUACUGUUUAGUUUUGGCACAGCAUUUGGAGUUUUUCCCUGGGGAACACUUAUUUGGCCCUAGAGACAUUACUUUUCUGCAUUUUUAUUUCACAAUGAAAAACAAAGAAAAUUUAAACAAUGAUUUUCUAACUGUGCAGUGCUGAGUGAAGAGGUCACUGGUAAAAUAUGAAGGUAAAUAAAAAUACUUAAAAUGAA
This is a messenger RNA of Carassius carassius (crucian carp), 4705 nucleotides long. Its product is annotated as teashirt homolog 3-like. Gene Ontology annotation, molecular function: DNA-binding transcription factor activity, RNA polymerase II-specific; DNA binding. The record is from RefSeq and is a predicted model, not a curated record. Bases 1143 to 4448 code for a protein of 1101 amino acids. The transcript is spliced from 4 exons. NCBI's taxonomy places the organism in Eukaryota, Metazoa, Chordata, Actinopteri, Cypriniformes, Cyprinidae. Gene Ontology annotation, cellular component: nucleus. Gene Ontology annotation, biological process: regulation of transcription by RNA polymerase II.